This is a messenger RNA of Caenorhabditis remanei, 279 nucleotides long. RefSeq lists its product as uncharacterized. The coding region runs from base 1 to 279 and encodes 92 amino acids. NCBI's taxonomy places the organism in Eukaryota, Metazoa, Nematoda, Chromadorea, Rhabditida, Rhabditidae. The record is from RefSeq and is a predicted model, not a curated record. Gene Ontology annotation, molecular function: glutamine synthetase activity. The transcript is spliced from 2 exons. Gene Ontology annotation, cellular component: cytoplasm.
AUGAUGGCCAAGUUCCGACUAACAAAAAUAUCAGGAAGCGUCAGAGCAGCAAAUGUAAGAUUUUGUGAUGGAGUCGCCUCCCGUGCCUCGUCCAUCCGUAUCCCACGCUCCACCGAUGACGACGGCUACGGAUACUUCGAGGACCGUCGUCCAUCAUCCAACUGUGAUCCAUACACCGUCACUGGAGCUCUUGUGAGAACUGUGUGUUUGGAGGGAGCCGAACGCAAGUUGUCCAUGAUGUACGUGCCAAGUCAAGCACCAAAUAUUCAAAAGCAUUAG